UGGCAUUCAUUUGCAAGUCACAUUUACUACCGAAAGCAUGUAUUUUUCUGCAAUUGUGAGCACGGAUUAAAAGUGUGUUUCGUUACUGUUGUUAUAUAUAACUGUGUAAGCCAGUUCUAUUGAAAAAUAUUAACGGUGUAAAUAAAAUAAACUAAACAGCCUUACACAGUGGACGCUACGUACGGCGUCGCACAGGCAACAGAGACAAUAGAAAAAAAAAACAGCACCAAACAAACCAGCUCACACCGCAGUGAGUGGCGGAAAGAAAUAACAAAUUUAUAUCAAAACAGAACAGUUUGGAUAAUGAAGACGAUGAAGAAGGUUACAAACCGAGUUAUAAUUCUGUUCAUUUGCUAUGCUCAAAUUAUACAAUUCUCAAGUAGCACGACGGCACUGGAAUCACAGGAUAUGCGUAAGAAAAGGAGUUUGAGUCUCAAUGGUAAAAGUAUAACAAGUUAUUCACAUAUCAAUCAUAUUGAUAAUGAUGUAACCACAUCUUCGCCUUCAUUAGAGUCGUUAAACAACGUUGCUAGUUCAAACAUGGAGGAUAAUGAAGCGAUGGAUGCAUUUGAUGAAAAAUCUGAUCUGUUUCGUAAUACCGUGAACUCAUGGAUUCCCGAAAGUGUAUUUGAAAGUGUAGAAGGAGCUGAACCACUUGAGACUGAUAAUGAUUAUCGGGACCUACGUGGAAAAAAGUUCUUUUCAAUGUUUCCAUUAAGAUCAAGCCCAAAGAGAGCACCUUCGGGAUUUGUAGGUUUGAGGGGAAAAAAAUUGUACAGUGAAGUAAAACGUGCCCCAUCGGGGUUCAUGGGGGUGCGUGGUAAAAAAUAUAAUUAUAUUAAUUCGAACCAGUUAUCGAGUGCACCGGCUGACUUAGAGUUUUACGACUUACUAAAAAAAGAAGAAAAAAUACUGAAAGCCAUUUACGACAUAAACUCUGUUGAUAACGAACAACACUCGUAUGACGCAUCUAUCCUAAAUGCUGAAAAACGUGUGCCACACGGAUUUUUGGGACUUCGUGGCAAGAAGCUUUUUGAUCAACCAUACCAACUUUGGGAGGAAAAACGAGCACCAUCUGGAUUUGUAGGACUACGAGGCAAAAGGCAAAGUCCUUUAGACACAAAUGACAAAUUCCGCGAGAGUGCGUAUUCCUUGUCAUUAGCAUCAAAUGAAGAAAAGGAUUCUACAAUCUCAAUGGCUACUUAAAUUGGUUGAGGGAAUAAAAUGAUUCUAGAAAUGAUUCAGAAGGUGCUUAAAGAGUUCAAUUAAUUAAACAACAGUAUAUUCAGAAAAUUAAAAAUAAUUACCGCAAAUAAAUAAAGCAAAUCCAAAUCGUUAUCAACUCUA
This is a messenger RNA of Wyeomyia smithii (pitcher-plant mosquito), 1347 nucleotides long. RefSeq names its product tachykinins. Bases 304 to 1206 code for a protein of 300 amino acids. NCBI's taxonomy places the organism in Eukaryota, Metazoa, Arthropoda, Insecta, Diptera, Culicidae. The transcript has 9 exons. The record is from RefSeq and is a predicted model, not a curated record.